GGGCAAUAAGAUGUAUCAUAGAGAAAAAGAAAUCCAUCUCAAGCAAGUUUACAUUAGCUUCAUCUACUCCAUCGAUGUUUUUUGUGUUGAUAGUGUUUUCUUGAGCCACAAAGGAGAAACCAACAACAAUCUAUCCUUAUCUAAAAGGAAAAGAAAUUACAGGCAUGUUUUGCCGCCCAAAAGUGUCAAUGUCAAUUGUUACUGAUUUACUCGGUCAAGUUUCCUAUUGGGCAGAAUGGAGGUGGGAUUUUUUAGGGUCUCUAUUGAAUGAAAAGGGUGGUGGCCACUGUUGCUUAAAUUCAGACUGCUUAUUCUGCAUGCUUCAAUUUGAUUGGCUGGGAUGGGUUGGCAAACAGUGCGCGGUAUGUUCCUGCCUGAGCAGGGAUGGGUGGUCAACAGUGGAUGGUAUGAUGGAUGUCAUGAAGUUGCACCAGGAUGAAAAAGGAAAAUGUCUGUCAGAAGAAUACAAGGUUGAUGAGCCAUCGAAUUUGAUCCCAACAAAGAGUUUGUUCAAACUUCCAAGUGUGGAUUCCAUAGACGAACUAAGGACUCCAGGUUUUGAGGAGUUAAUAAGGUCAUUUAGGGACGCGAAGUCAUCAAAGCAGCAGCAGCAAAUGGAGAUGUAAAACACGUAGUGGAGAGCCCUCAAAGCUUGAGAGAUCUAAGAGUUCCCCUUGCUGCUAUCAAUUGAAAUGAAUGUUAGGUACAUUGUGUAUAGUAGUAGUAGCAUCAAUUCUUUUGUAAUAUGGUGUUUCUCCUUACAUGUUCUUUUUAAGUUCCUUUUGAUUAUUUUAUCAGCUGAAAUAUGUGAAACGAAUAGUUUAUUUUACUAUAAGCGAUAGUAAGAUGUAGCCUUUGUUAUGUGAGAGAAAAUGAUUACUUAUGAAAAUUGUGUAAAGCUAUUCAGAUUUAGUAUGACUUAAAAGUAAAAGCGAUACAUAUGUCUCGGAACAGUGGUGCCAUUUGUAUUUAUGAAUUGAAAUAUAUGUAUAUAUAUUUGUACUAUCAUGUAAUGCAAUCAAAAAGUUGUGA
Molecule: messenger RNA, 1032 nt
Organism: Cuscuta epithymum
Lineage: Eukaryota; Viridiplantae; Streptophyta; Magnoliopsida; Solanales; Convolvulaceae
Source: the annotation of a GenBank genome assembly